ACUUCCUCCUUAGUAGAGCAGAGCUUUGGGGCCUUGUGGAUGAUGAGCAGGAGCCUGAAAGGGAUAGCCUGCCUUCAGCAGGGCAGAUGCUGGAACCUGAGAUGGACUCUUUCCUUGGAACCAGUCAGCCUUGAGUGGUUUGGCCUCUUGAACAACUGGGAAAGUGGGUGUCCACCUGACAGGAGAACACAGCAUUUGAAAACAAAGUUCUGGGCUUCAGCUGGUUCGGAGGAGCAAGGAAGAGUCCUCUACAGCUGCUGCGUGACCUGGACCAGGGUCCGCGCUCUGCGAUGGCCGAGGUGCACCAGCAGCGGCGCGAGCUGCUCCGCCGGGCCUGCAGCCGCCACACUCGACGCCAACGCCUUCUGCAGCCGGAGGACCUGCGGCAUGUGCUGGUGGACGACGCGCACCGGCUGCUGUACUGCUACGUGCCCAAGGUGGCCUGCACCAACUGGAAGCGCGUGCUGCUGGCGCUGCGCGGCCGUGGGGACCCGGGCGCGAUCCCUGCGCACGAGGCGCAUGCGCCUGGCCUGCUGCCCUCGCUGGCCGACUUUGCGCCGGCUGAGGUCAACCGGCGGCUGCGCGACUACCUGACCUUUCUCUUCGUGCGGGAGCCCUUCGAGCGCCUGGCCUCAGCCUACCGCAACAAGCUGGCGGGGCCACACAGCGCGGUCUUCCAGCGGCGCUACGGCACACGCAUCGUGCGUCGCCUACGGCCACACGCGCAGCCCGACGCGCUGGCCCGCGGCCACGACGUGCGCUUCGCCGAGUUCCUGGCCUACCUGCUCGACCCGCGCACGCGCCGUCACGAGCCCUUCAACGAACACUGGGAGCGUGCGCACGCGCUGUGCCAUCCCUGCCUAGUGCGCUAUGACGUAGUGGGCAAGUUCGAGACGCUGGCGGAUGAUGCCGCCUUCGUGCUGGACCUGGUGGGCGAGUCUGGCCUACGCUUCCCUGCUCCACCGCUGAGGCCAGAGAAGGACCUCACACGUGAGCAGGCCCGGCGCCUUUUCCAGGACAUCAGCCCCUUCUACCAGCGUCGCCUCUUUGACCUCUAUAAGAUGGACUUUCUGCUCUUCAACUACUCCGCCCCUUCCUACCUGCGGCUGCAAUAAGGGUGUUGGGUGCAAUAGGGCCUGUGGCUGCUGGGACCAGGAGGCCACCAGGAGGUCUGGAAUGAACAUGGUAGUGUGGAUUGGAGAGCCACUGUCACAGCUUAUCCAGUGUGCCUGACCAAGAUCCUGGCCACGCCGGCCACACUCAUUCCGACUGGGUAGGGCACAGCUUGCUUUAGGUGACCAUACACAGUUGUCUGGCUGUUUCUGCUGUUAGUUUGAUGUGUGUCUCUUCCAUCCCCCACAGGUGUCAGACUUCUUCCUAGGACUCCAGGUCUGUGGGUUUUUGGUUUGGUUGUGAGAGGCCAUUUCUCAGUCUUGUCUGUGCAGAACUUGUCCAUGGCGUGGUGCUACAAGACUGAAUGCCAUGGUUUGGUUUAGUGUAGCCUAAGAUCCAGCCUGUGUCCUCUUCUCUUCUCUCAGGCUGGCAAGGGCAGACAUGGGCAGAGAAGCUGUGCCCUGGCCAGCUUCAGGAUGAGAGGUAUAGCCACCCUUGUUAGCAGUUACUGCUUAGGAGUUAACACGAGCUACCUGCCAUCCCAGCAGUCACAGGAUGGUGAACAAACAGUACCACUCC
Messenger RNA from Mastomys coucha (southern multimammate mouse), 1692 nucleotides. It is a transcript of the gene Chst13, whose product is annotated as carbohydrate sulfotransferase 13. The record is from RefSeq and is a predicted model, not a curated record. Gene Ontology annotation, cellular component: membrane. The coding region runs from base 291 to 1115 and encodes 274 amino acids. Gene Ontology annotation, molecular function: sulfotransferase activity. Gene Ontology annotation, biological process: carbohydrate biosynthetic process; proteoglycan biosynthetic process. The transcript is spliced from 3 exons. NCBI's taxonomy places the organism in Eukaryota, Metazoa, Chordata, Mammalia, Rodentia, Muridae.